Messenger RNA from Coccidioides posadasii C735 delta SOWgp, 993 nucleotides. The record is from RefSeq and is a predicted model, not a curated record. Lineage: Eukaryota; Fungi; Ascomycota; Eurotiomycetes; Onygenales; Onygenaceae.
AUGAAAGCCGCCAGCAUCAAAUUAAACAGUGGCUAUGAGAUGCCUCUGGUAGGCUUCGGCCUUUGGAAGGUCAACAAUGAUACCUGCGCUGAACAAGUGUAUAACGCAAUUAAAGUAGGGUAUCGUUGCUUCGAUGGUGCUUGUGAUUACAACGCAGACUACGGAAAUGAGGUCGAAGCAGGUCAGGGGGUAGCUCGCGCAAUCAAAGAUGGUUUAGUUAAGAGGGAGGAUCUCUUCCUUAUCUCUAAGCUGUGGAACACUUUUCAUGACCCAGAGCACGUCGAACCAAUUUGUAAAAAGCAGUUGGCAGAUUGGGGCAUUGAUUAUUUUGAUCUCUACCUAAUCCAUUUUCCAAUUGCUUUGAAGUAUGUCGAUCCAUCAGUCCGCUAUCCGCCAGGCUUCACAUACGAAGGGAACAAAAUAAUCCUUAGCAACGCAUCUACCCAGCAAACUUGGACCGCAAUGGAGAGCCUUGUGGACCAGAAACUCACCCGGAGCAUUGGAAUCAGUAACUUCAAUGCCCAGCUCAUCAUGGACUUACUCCGAUAUGCGCGUAUACCUCCUGCAACGCUUCAAAUCGAGCACCACCCAUACCUCACUCAACCAGAUUUGGUCAGGUACGCCCAGAAAUCAGGUAUCGCGGUGACUGCAUACUCCUCCUUUGGCCCACAGAGCUUCGUUGAGCUGGAAAUGGAAGCCGCCAAGAGAGCGCCCCUCCUCCUGGAGCAUCCUGAUAUCAAGUCCAUCGCUCAAGAUCACGGAAAGGCUCCUUCACAAGUUUUGCUGCGCUGGGCCACCCAGCGUGGCAUUGCUGUUAUCCCGAAAAGCAACAAUCCCAAUCGCUUGGCUAUGAACUUGGAUGUCCUUGGAUUUGAUUUGACAGAAGACGAGAUCAAGACAAUUAGCGGAUUAAACCAAGGACUUAGAUUCAAUAAUCCUCCACGCGUAAGUUUUGAUCUCCUUGAAUCUUCCUCGCACCAAAGAGUGAUCUAG